Hippocampus comes (tiger tail seahorse) is the source of this 1008-nucleotide messenger RNA. It is a transcript of the gene dctd, whose product is annotated as dCMP deaminase. Lineage: Eukaryota; Metazoa; Chordata; Actinopteri; Syngnathiformes; Syngnathidae. The record is from RefSeq and is a predicted model, not a curated record. Bases 79 to 657 code for a protein of 192 amino acids. The transcript is spliced from 6 exons. Gene Ontology annotation, molecular function: dCMP deaminase activity; zinc ion binding. Gene Ontology annotation, cellular component: cytoplasm.
GAACGCGGGACUUGUCUUCCGGUUGUUGCCAGGUAGUUCGAGGAGUCGACCAACUUUUGCGGACCAGGUUGAUCGAUUAUGGAAAGCGUUCCGCGGCAGAAAGCUGACAUUUGCAAUAAUAGCUGCACAACCAAGAAGAGGGAAGACUACCUGGAAUGGCCCGAGUACUUCAUGGCCGUGGCCUUUUUGUCAGCUCAGAGGAGCAAAGACCCGAGCUCACAAGUGGGGGCCUGUAUCGUGAACCAGGAAAAUAAGAUUGUUGGCAUCGGCUACAACGGAAUGCCUAAUGGUUGCGAUGAUGACCAGUUACCCUGGGCUCGGUCAGCAGAUGAUCGUUUGGACACGAAAUAUCCCUACGUGUGCCACGCGGAGCUAAAUGCCAUCAUGAACAAGAACAGCGCUGAUGUGAAGGGCUGCACCAUGUAUGUCGCUCUGUUCCCCUGUAACGAGUGCGCGAAACUCAUCAUCCAAGCAGGAAUUAAGGUGGUUGUCUAUCUUUCUGAUAAAUACCAUGACACACCAGAGAUGACUGCCUCAAGGAGACUACUCAACAUGGCAGGAGUACAGUUCCAGCAAUUCAAGCCAAAAAGGACUGAGAUUACCAUUGAUUUUAAUUCCAUAAACCGACCAACAGCGCUGGACAGCCCGACAAAGUGACCAUGAAAAUUUCUGAUUUGGGCCAGCCAAAAAUAUGGAACAUCAGAGAGACUGUGUGGCAUUUUUUUUUAAAUGUUUUCAGCCUGUAUCUCUGUUUUGUUUGAUAAAAUAGAAAUGACUUGCUUUUGUAUACUGGUUAACCUGAAGAAAUAUAGAUGAUAUUGAAAAUGAAAUGAACAGGCAUCAACCUACAAGUCAACAGGUUUUACAUCUUUUUUAAUGUAUGGUAUUUAUCUUUCUUUUAAUCCAAAGAAGUUUACGGACAAAGGCAAAGAAGAAGUAUUGUUUAGUCCCUGACUUUUCAGUUUUUGUCACAGUAGUUGACAUUAAAGUGUCACGUUUUACAACCAG